AUAAGACAAGCUCUCACAGAAGUAGGAUCGGGAAUUUGCUCCCGUUAACGGUCGAUUCCGGUCCGCGUAUUUUUACGUGGACUUCACGGCAUUGCGUCACGUUGAUGAAUUUGAAGAGAUGCUACCGAGAGGCGCAUCCGUCCGCUUAUGAUAAACAAAUCUGCGCCAGUCACUUCAAUUUGCGCGACCGUUGCUGAAGAAGUACCGUUGACGGGGGGUUUGAAGACGCGAUAUAUUAAAGAAAACACCGAUCAGCGAGUGUGUGUGUGUAUGUAAAUGUACACACAGUUAUACUCAGGUGGGCCAAACGUUUUGCGCGUGGCGUCGGUGGUCUCGCGCACAGCACGGUGAUAUAAACCCGGUUCGCGCGGCUCGGGAUGAACGGUGAGGCUCAUGAACGCGCUCUUCCGUUCGAUAUCCGCACCAUCCCGGGGUGUGACAGAUAGACACGGGUCCGCCGUCGCCGCUGCGCCCAUGGCGGGUCCCGCAUUCCCGGGAGCGCACGGAACCUGGAUCACAUCUCGGUUACGGGAGGACGCGUCAUCCUCUUCAUCGUUAUCAUCGUCGUCGUCCGCAGAGAAACCGCGCAAACGGAGAGCCUUUAACCUGGUCAAACUGCGGCAGCCCACCGCCCCCGGUAACAACAACACGCCGUUUGUGAUCUCCGGUCAUAUCAAGCACAUCUGCAGUAACUGCAGCCGCGGGAAUGACAUCCGGGACGCAGAGGGUGCCGAGCGUCUGGCGGCGAUGCGCUCCGAUUCGCUGGUUCCCGGGACGCACACGCCGCCGAUCCGCAGACGCAGCAAACUGGCCAGUCUGGGACGACUCUUCAAACCGUGGAAAUGGAGAAAGAAAAAGAGCGACAAGUUCAAGCAGACGUCUGCAGUGCUGGAGAGGAAGAUGUCGACCCGUCAGAGCAGAGAAGAGCUCAUCAAGAGAGGCGUGCUCAAGGAAGUGUAUGAGAAAGUAGACGAGGUCAGUGUUGACACUGGCCACGUGUGUGUGAGUGACCUGGAUAGACAGACGGUCAUCAGUCCAGUAUCAGAGUCUGCAGACACCAGCGUCACAGCGACAGUGUCGUUCUCAGAGGUCCAGUCGUCUGGAGAAACAAUGGCGUGUCUCUCGGAUCUCGUCCCAAAGCCAUCUCAAGCCCCGCCCUCUGUGAAGCCCGUGCCGUUGCCUAGCGACAGCGCUGACAUCACUCACGUGAGGCCGUCGUCGCUGAAACAGCCUCCUGCCUUACCGCCGAAGCCAUACAGCAGAAUACCCAACCAUCUCACAGAGACGCUGGCUCGACUGUCGCCGCCUCUCCCUCCAAAGAAAGUGAUGAUAUGUGAGCCGCCCUCGUUUCCCCUCAAAUGCCUGCCGUCCCAGGGCUCGCACGCGCACGCACACACGCUCACACACGCGCACCCGCAGCAGUACGCCACGCUGCCGCUGUCACUGCACCCGCCCAGCCGCAUCAUCGAGGAGCUUAAUAAAACUCUCGCACUCACCAUGCAGAGACUUGAAAGCUCUGUACUGCAGGCGGUGCCAUCUGUCCUGAUGGAGACGGAAGAGGAGAAGGAGAACAGAGAUUCAAUGCACCAAACUCCCGCCAACACACACACACUCAUCACACACACCUUCAGCACGCAUGAGGAAGAGGACGAGGAAGAGGAGGAUGACGACGACUCACUGUUUACAAGUACACUCGCUUUAAGGAUCUUACGAAAAGAUUCGCUGGCGAUCAAAUUGAGCAAUCGCCCGUCGAAGAGAGAACUGGAGGAUAAAAACAUUCUACCCAUGAUGACCGACCAGGAGCGGCUGGAGUCCAGACAGCAGAUCGGCACCAAACUCACCCGUCGUCUGAGCCAGAGACCGUCAGCAGAAGAACUGGAGCAGAGAAACAUCCUCAAACCGCGUAACGAGCAGGAGGAGCUGGAGGAGAAGCGCGAGCUGAAGAAACGGCUCUCAAGGAAGUUGAGUCAGAGACCCACCGUAGAGGAGCUCAGAGAGGCCAAAAUUCUCAUCCGCUUCAGCGAUUACGUGGAAGUGGCGGAAGCUCAGGAUUACGACCGGCGCGCGGACAAACCCUGGACCAGACUCACUGCUGCUGAUAAGGCUGCCAUACGCAAAGAACUCAACGAGUUCAAAAGCACAGAGAUGGAGGUGCACGAGUCCAGUCGACAUCUAACCAGGUUUCAUCGGCCAUAGUGCCGCUACAGUCGGUCAGUGAACUCUCGAUCUCUCUCUCUCUGCUUUGGAGCCGUUCAUCUUUAAUGGACCCUGAACAGACUCUCUGCUGCUCGUUUUGAUCAGGAAUCACACGCAGGAACGAGCAGCAGAUCCCGAGCCGACCCCGCUGGACUCUCGCCGGCGGCGCGUCGACGGCCCGGUGGAUACGGAAGAGCUGACGAUCUGUCUGUGUGCGGAUAUUUGUGUAUAUUUUGACAAAACUGAUAUAUUACGUGCUCUUCGCCAUGAAAUUUCUCUUUUUUGUUUUUUCCAGGCGAUGGUUUUUAAUGCAGCAGACGAUGUAGUUGAUUUUCUACUUGUAACUGAAAAAUUCCAGUCCUUUUAGUUUUCAAAAACGGAAAACACAAGGGAAACGACUUUUCUAAUGAGCGCAAACCAUAUUAUUACUCGCUAAAUAUAACUGUCUUUAAAGGAACGGUUUGCCCAAAAAUAUACAUUUGCUGGAAAUGUUCAUCCAAGAUGUAGAUGAGUUUGUUUCUUCAUCAGAUUUUUGCAUAACUUGCACGCUGCAGUGAAUGGGUGCCGUCAGAAUGAGAGUCCAAGCAGCUGAUAAAAACAUCACCACUGGAGUGGUGUGGAUUAUUUGUGAAUUAUUUUGAUGUUUUUAUCAGCUGUUUGGACUCUCAUUCUGACGGCACCCAUUCACUGCAGUGUGCAAGUGAUGCAAUAUCUCCAAAAACACAUCUACAUCUUGGAUGGACAUUUUCAGCAACUGUUCAUUUUUGGCUGAACUACUCUUCUAGUUUCCACAUUUCUGCCUUUGAUUUUAAACUUUUAUUGCAUCUGCCAGAUGCUUUUAUUUGUUGCAUUUAAAUAUUUAUUUUUAUCAGUUCAUUCAUUCCUUGGAAAUGUUGGCGUUACUAUUUGUGCUACAUGAUUUUUUUAAAAAGUCAAAACCCCCAAAACAUCUUUAACCAAUAACAUAAAAGCAACGUUUGCCACGCCCACACUACUGCCCAAUCACAGGAGGCGAUCUUGACGGGCUCAUGCUGCAGUUGAGUGACGGGACAGAGCAAUAACGUGUUGAAGAGUGAUUGUUUGUUCACGAGUCCUGUUGAGUGUUUUCAAACCAGGUUUUUGUUCCACCUUUGUCUCGUUAUGCGCUCACUGGUGCUCAGCGGUCAUGUGAUCGAGCGUAGGGCGACCCUUUAAACUCCGCCCACUUUACAGGGCGUCGCGUUGCCAAAAUAAAACCAAAACAGGCAAGAGAAACAAUAAUCAGUGUUACAUUCGUUUAAUUUUUGUAUUUUAUUUACAGUGAUCAUACAGGAAUUUUAACAUUUACAGUAAGGUCUCAUUUGUUAACAUUUGUUUUAUUUAAUGUUAGUUAAUAGUAAUGCAAUAUUCAUGUUACUUCACAGUGCAUUAUUUAAUGCGAACAAAUACAAUUUUUAAUUUUAAAAAUGUAUUAGUAAAUCUUGAAGUUAACAUAAUUCCUACAAGAAAUUUAAUGGUAAAUUUUAUUAAUUUUAAUUAUUAAUUUUAUUUUAUUUAUUUUUUUUAGAAAUUUCUUAUUUUAAUAAUAAUAUUACCUAAAUGUUAAAUACAACUUUUAUUUUAAAAAUUUCAUAAAUGUUAAAAUUAACAUUAAAACUAAUACAUGUUGUAGAAUUAUUAGUUCAUGAAGUUAACUAUAAUAAGGUUAAAUUUGGUAACUAGUCAACUACAUUAGUUAACAUUUUUACAGCAUAUAUUAAUUUUAUUUUGUAAAUUAUAAAAUUCACUAGUAAAAAGUUGUAUAUAACAUUUAAAAUUUUUAUUUUAAUAACUGUAUUAAUGUUAACAAAUGCAACUUUUAAUUUUAUAAAUUAUUAGUUAUAGAAAUUAUAGUAUUAGUAAAUGUGCAUAAGAAAUUGUUUAAUAAUUUAUUACUAUUGUUAUUAUUAUUAAAUUAACUUUUUAAAAUUAAAUUUUUUUAAUAAAAUUAUUCAAAUUUUAACCAACUAAAAAACUUGUUCUUCAGUAAAAAAAAACAAACAAACAAUAGGUCAUUUAGUAGUAAUAAUAAUAAAAAUAAUAAAAUAUAAAUUAUAAAAUAAUUUUUUGAAAUGCACUUACAAGGUUAGAUUUUUUAGAUUUUUAUGUAUGUUUUUUUAUAUUUUAAUAAUAUUAACUAAAUGUAAUAUUAUUAAAUAAUAUAACCUAAAUAUUAACAAAUACAACUUUAUUUAUUUUAUGGUUUACUAAUACAUUUUUAAAAAUUGUAUCUGUUAACAUUAUUUAAUACAUUGCGAAGUACUUUAAUUGUAUUUUUAUUAACCAACACUGAAAAAGAUUAUUAAAUGUUGUACAAAAUCAUUGUUAGUUCUUAAAUGAACAAAUGAGACCUUAUUGUAAAGCGUUACCACUGUAACAAUGUGUGCUGAGAUGUUUUUAUGUUAAUAUAUUAUUUAUAAAUAUUUUUAACGGACUUUGAUACUGAACACAUUGGCAGGGCAUUAAAGGAAAACUUCACCAAAAAAAAAAAAAAU
Messenger RNA from Labeo rohita (rohu), 4709 nucleotides. RefSeq names its product phosphatase and actin regulator 1 (gene phactr1). Lineage: Eukaryota; Metazoa; Chordata; Actinopteri; Cypriniformes; Cyprinidae. Bases 394 to 2196 code for a protein of 600 amino acids. Gene Ontology annotation, molecular function: actin binding. Gene Ontology annotation, biological process: stress fiber assembly; cell motility. The record is from RefSeq and is a predicted model, not a curated record. The transcript has 13 exons.